UUUCAAAGGCAACAGUCGCUGGCAAGUCGAGCUCGAGCGAUGUGCGGCGGUCAGUGACAGAGCGGUCAGACGUAGAGCGGGGCCGCGACCCGACCGACAUGGACCGGAUAUUUCGGGGCAUAAUGAAGUACAGGCGAACGAACAGGGCGAAAAUGGUCGAGCAGUUCAUCCAAGUGAAAAACAACCCGGAGCCUAAAGCUUUAUUUUUCACCUGUAUGGACAGUCGUAUGUUACCAGCCCGAUUUACUGAAACUAAUAUUGGUGACAUGUUCAUUGUUCGAAAUGCUGGAAAUUUGAUUCCACAUUCUCAACAUUUCCUAGAUGAAUAUACUACAUGUGAACCAGCUGCCUUGGAACUAGGAUGUAUACUGAACGAUAUAAGGCAUGUGAUCGUUUGCGGACAUUCUGAUUGCAAAGCAAUGAACUUGUUGCACCUGCUCAGAGACACGGAAUUUGCUAGCAUCGAUAAUCGCCGGAUGUCACCUCUCCGAUCAUGGCUCUGUACUCACGCAAUAUCAUCUCUGGAAAAGUAUCAACAGCUAGAAGCAGCAGGCUUUGACACACCACUCAUUUUUCAGGCCGAGACACCCUUACGCAGAAUUAUUGCUUACAUUGAUCCGGAAGAUAAAUUUUCUGUCACGGAUAAAUUAUCACAGGUUAAUACUCUACAGCAGAUGCAAAAUAUUGCCAGCUACGGUUUCCUUAGGAAGCGUCUAGAGGCGUAUGACCUGCAUAUACAUGCUCUUUGGUUUGACAUAUAUACUGGAGAUAUCUAUUAUUUUAGUAGACAGAGUAAAAAAUUUGUUGAAAUAAACGAACAAAAUGUGGAUAAACUAGUGGAAGAGGUUUCUAAGUAUUAUUGCUAAGAUAAGGUGAAGUAUAUAGGUACAUCCAUCCACAUAUAUUUGACGCACAAACACACGUACACACGAAGACUUAACUUGGUGCUUAAUAUUAAUUAAAAUUUAAAACUAAAACAAAAAAAUUACUAUAAUAUUUUGCAUACAUUCCAAAACGAACAUUCCAACUAAACAAUUAUACACAUCACCGUACUUAAUUUUAUUUUAUAUAUAUCUAACUGUUAUUGUUAAUUUUUAAUCAAAGAGAUUUUGAUCUCCAUCUAUAACGUUAUUUUUAUUUUUCAUGUGUAUUUAUAUAUAUAUAAUUAUUGUUUUUAAAUUUU
Messenger RNA from Melanaphis sacchari, 1183 nucleotides. RefSeq names its product beta carbonic anhydrase 1 (gene CAHbeta). The transcript is spliced from 5 exons. The record is from RefSeq and is a predicted model, not a curated record. The coding region runs from base 99 to 866 and encodes 255 amino acids. Gene Ontology annotation, molecular function: carbonate dehydratase activity; zinc ion binding. Lineage: Eukaryota; Metazoa; Arthropoda; Insecta; Hemiptera; Aphididae.